AUGGCGGUGAAUCGCAUUCGCGGCGCAUUCGCCGCUCCCAGAAAGGGCGAAACCUUUGAGCUCCGCGCUGGUCUGGUCUCCCAGUAUGCCUAUGAGCGGAAGGAGUCCAUCCAAAAGACCAUCAUGGCCAUGACCCUUGGCAAGGAUGUGUCUGCCCUGUUUCCGGACGUCUUGAAGAACAUUGCUACGGCCGACCUCGAUCAGAAGAAGCUCGUCUAUCUCUAUCUCAUGAAUUACGCCAAGUCACAUCCAGACCUAUGCAUUCUCGCUGUAAACACCUUUGUUCAAGAUUCAGAAGAUCCGAAUCCUCUAAUAAGAGCGCUCGCUAUCCGAACCAUGGGUUGCAUUCGAGUUGAUAAGAUGGUAGACUACAUGGAAGAACCGUUGCGGAAAACGUUACGAGACGAAUCUCCAUACGUGCGAAAGACAGCCGCCACCUGUGUCGCCAAGCUGUUCGACCUCAACCCUGCCAUGUGUAUCGAGAAUGGUUUCCUGGAGACUCUCCAAGAGAUGAUUGGUGACCCGAACCCCAUGGUUGUCGCCAAUUCCGUGCAAGCCUUGUCUGAAAUCACCGAGACCGCCCCCGAGACGAGAGCGCUGGUCGUGACCUCGGCAACUUUGAAGAAGCUUCUCAUGGCGCUCAACGAAUGUACAGAGUGGGGAAGAAUCACCAUCCUCACCACCCUGGCCGACUACCCAGCCUCAGACGUCAAGGAAUCAGAACACAUUUGUGAACGAGUAGUGCCGCAAUUCCAGCACGUCAACCCUGCCGUUGUCUUGGCCGCUGUCAAGGUCGUUUUUAUUCAUAUGAAGGCAGUCAACCCAGAACUGGUUCGAUCCUUGCUCAAGAAGAUGGGGCCUCCCCUCGUGACUUUGGUGGCCUCGGCUCCCGAGGUUCAAUAUGUCGCUUUACGAAACAUUGAUCUCCUACUUCAAGCCAAGCCCGAUAUCCUUAGCAAAGAGCUCCGGGUCUUCUUCUGCAAGUACAAUGAUCCGCCCUACGUUAAGCUCCAAAAGCUCGAGAUUAUGGUUCGGAUAGCAAACGAGAAGAAUUAUGAACAGCUCCUGGCUGAACUGAAGGAAUAUGCUCUGGAAGUCGAUAUGGACUUUGUCCGCCGCGCUGUCAAGGCUAUCGGGCAGGUCGCCAUCAAGAUUGAGGAGGCCAGCGCCAAGUGCGUGCAAGCCUUGGAAGACUUGCUGGCCACCAAGGUAAACUAUGUGGUGCAAGAAGUCAUCGUGGUCGUCAAGGACAUUUUGCGGAAAUAUCCCGGCUACGAGGGUGUGAUCCCCACGCUGUGUGAACAUAUCGAUGAACUUGACGAGCCGGAGGCUCGAGGAUCCCUUAUUUGGAUCGUUGGCGAGUAUGCUGAGAAGAUUAGCAACGCCGACCAGAUUCUUGAGAGCUUCGUCGAGGGCUUUAUGGAGGAGUUUACCCAAACACAACUACAAAUACUCACUGCAGCGGUGAAGCUCUUCCUGAAGAAGCCUAGCAACACUCAAGGACUUGUGCAGAAAGUUUUGCAGGCUGCUACUGCAGAGAACGAUAACCCUGACAUCCGAGAUAGAGCCUAUGUUUACUGGCGCCUGCUCUCUGGCGACUUGGACGUUGCAAAGAACAUUGUUCUCUCCCAGAAGCCUACCAUUUCCACCACCAUGACCACGCUGCCGCCGUCAUUGCUGGAACAGCUGCUCUCAGAGCUGUCCACUUUGGCUUCGGUAUACCACAAACCCCCAGAGUCAUUUGUUGGCAAAGGACGAUUCGGUGCCGACGAAAUCCAGCGAGCCGCAAUUCAAGAACAAAGACAAAAUGCGGCUGACAAUCCCAUUGCGGCGUCUGUCGCCGCAGCAGCCAACGGCGCGGGCCCCGGUGCUUCUUCUAACAACAUUGAGAACUUGCUUGACAUCGACUUUGAUGGCGCGGCACCGGCAUCCCACGAGCAGCAAAGCGCGUCAGCGACGCCCGACCGAGUGGCGAGCCCAGCCGGUGGUGCCGCAUCUGGUGGCAUGGCGGACAUGAUGAGCAUGUUCGACGCUCCUCCAAUAGACGCAACCAACAAUGGAGGUGCAGCAGGACCUAGCUCUGGUAGCGGCAUCAACGACCUGAUGGGCGGGUUUGACGGGCUGAGUUUUGGCGACAGCAACUCGAGCCAGCCUCUCCCCGCGGCGAUGCAGCUGAACAAUGCGCAGGGCGGCAGCAGCACUCAGACGCAAAAAAAGGAUAGCGAUGAUUUGUUGGGGCUGUUGUGA
This is a messenger RNA of Metarhizium brunneum ARSEF 3297, 2247 nucleotides long. RefSeq names its product AP-1 complex subunit beta-1. Lineage: Eukaryota; Fungi; Ascomycota; Sordariomycetes; Hypocreales; Clavicipitaceae. The record is from RefSeq and is a predicted model, not a curated record. Gene Ontology annotation, biological process: vesicle-mediated transport; intracellular protein transport. Gene Ontology annotation, cellular component: membrane coat. Gene Ontology annotation, molecular function: clathrin binding.